This is a messenger RNA of Hyaena hyaena (striped hyena), 1245 nucleotides long. It is a transcript of the gene PLCXD1, whose product is annotated as phosphatidylinositol specific phospholipase C X domain containing 1. Gene Ontology annotation, biological process: lipid metabolic process. Gene Ontology annotation, molecular function: phosphoric diester hydrolase activity. The transcript has 8 exons. Lineage: Eukaryota; Metazoa; Chordata; Mammalia; Carnivora; Hyaenidae. Bases 262 to 1224 code for a protein of 320 amino acids. The record is from RefSeq and is a predicted model, not a curated record.
UUUAGGAAGUGCUCGGGUGUCGGCGGCUGCGGGAGGGAGCCUCCGCCGGGAAGCCUGCGGGCGAGACUGCUGCGCGCGCUGCGCUUCCGCACAGCGCACAUCCCGGGACCCAGGGGACCCAGGGAGACGGAGGAGGCUGCCCCGCAGGAGUCUGGUGGCGGGUCGCAGCUCCGCCCAGGACCGUCACCUCCGCGCAUCAGUCCCCCGCCGAAGGCGGCAGGAGGCCGGGCCACGUGGAAGGGUCGCAAAGGGUGGCCUCCGAUGGGCGGACAGGUGAGUGCUUCCAGCGGCCUCCAGCGCUGCGGCACGAAUGCAGACUGGAUGUCGGCGCUGCACCCGCUGCUCUGGGACAUGCCUCUGCACCACCUCUCCAUCCCAGGGAGCCACGACACCAUGACGUACUGCUUGAGCAAGAAGUCGCCCAUUUCCCAGAACGAGUCCCGUCUGCUGCAGCUUCUGGGCAAGGUCCUGCCCUGCAUCACACGCCCCAUGGUGCUCAAGUGGUCCACCACCCAGGUGCUGGGUGUCACGGAGCAGCUGGACGCAGGCGUGCGGUACCUGGACCUGCGGGUGGCGCACGUGCUGGGGGGCUCGGAGAAGAACCUGCACUUCGUGCACAUGGUGUACACGACGGCGCUGGUGGAGGACACACUCACCGAGAUCUCCGAGUGGCUGGAGAGCCACCCCCGGGAAGUGGUCAUCCUGGCCUGCAGGGACUUCGAGGGCAUGACGGACGAGCUGCAUGAGUACCUGGUGACCUGUAUCCGGAACAUCUUUGGGGACAUGCUGUGUCCCCGAGGGGAGGUCCCGACGCUGAACCAGCUGUGGACGCGACGCCAGCAGGUCAUCCUGUCCUACGAGGAGGCCAGCGUCGUGGGCCGGCACCGGGAGCUGUGGCCCGGGGUCCCCUACUGGUGGGGGGACCAGGUGAAGCCGCAGGAGCUGGUCCGGUACCUGGAGCGCAUGCAGAGCUGUGGCCGCCCAGGCGGGCUGUUCGUGGCGGGCAUCAACCUGACGGAGAAUCUGGUAUACGUCCUGGCGCACCCAUCCGGGUCCUUGGAGAAGCUGACGCUCCCCAGCCUGCCGUGCCUGCGGGCGUGGGUGCGCGAGCAGUGCCCCGGGCCGGGCCCGCGGUGCACCAACAUCAUCGCCGGGGACUUCAUCGGGGCUGACUCGUUUGCCAGCGACGUCAUCGCGCUCAAUGACAAGCUGCUGCGAUGCUGACGCGGGGACGUUUGGACGGAC